CUCUCCUUCACCACCGGAGUCCCCAAUGGAAUCCCAGGGUCAGGAAUGUGCAGCCGGCAGAGCGCAGAGCGCAGGGAGGCGGCUGGCAAGGCCCAGGGGACCUAUAUAAAGCAGGGAGAGCCGGGGAGCCACACCUCCUGGACCAGAGCUCAGAGGAGCCUGCCCGCCGUCCUGGGGAGCAGGCCCACAGCACGAUGAUAAGCCCUUCCUUCCUGUCCUGCCUGCUCCUCCUGCUGCCGCUGGGCACCUGCUUUCCUCUGCUGGACAGAGAAGAGCCCAUGGACGCCAUCGGAGGCACAAUGAGCUGGGCCGCCCUGGCCCGGAGACACCGAGGCCACUUCCCAUGGGGCUCCUCCGAGUGGCUGCCAGGCCCCCACCCACAUGCCCUGCUCGUCACGGCCAAGGAGAUGCAGAUGUCAGGCAGAGAGCGUGCUGGCUUCCGGUUCCGGUUUGGGAGGCAGGAUGGUGGCAGUGAGGCCACUGGCUUCUUCCCGGCUGACGGUGAGAAGGCUAGUGGCCCAUUAGGGACCCUGGCUGAGGAGCUCAACGGCUACAGCAGGAAGAAAGGCGGCUUCAGCUUCCGCUUCGGCCGCCGGUGAAGGGGCCGGGGCAUCCGGGAAAGGGUGUCUCCUCGGACCCUGCGCCCCACCGCACCGGUUCCACCCCUCAGGCCUCAGAGACAGAGGUGUGGGUAUUAUUAUAAUGACUUAUUAGCAGUAGGAUUGGUUAGAUGGGUGCUUACUUUUGAUUUCCAAGUUUGCUGAAGCAAAAGGCUGGUGGUGUCAACGAGAUGACCAAAAGCGACCAUCUUGGGUAAGAAGAAAACGCCCCCCAUGGCGGUGGCCCCCCAACACCGUCACCGGUGUCUGUUCUGGCCCCCUCCCCACGGUCUGGUUCUGAUCAGCCCCUGGCUCCAGCCAUGGAACCGAGGGCACCGUUGGCCAUAAAUAUGAGCAGGCAGAGCAGGCUGUGCAGGCUCCAGGUGGCAGGUGGGCGGACUGAGGGAUUACAGUGGGGCCAUCAAAGGUUUGACGGUCUCCACGGGGACGUCUGUAGCCGACAUCCAAAGUGCAACUGUGAAUGAGUCCAUUCCACUGGGUACAGCAUAUGGUUCUGAAAGUUAAAAAUGAAAAAAACAAAAUCCUGU
Molecule: messenger RNA, 1147 nt
Organism: Rhinolophus ferrumequinum (greater horseshoe bat)
Lineage: Eukaryota; Metazoa; Chordata; Mammalia; Chiroptera; Rhinolophidae
Gene: QRFP
Product: pyroglutamylated RFamide peptide
Exons: 2
Coding region: 195-599 (134 amino acids)
Molecular function (GO): orexigenic neuropeptide QRFP receptor binding
Source: RefSeq, a predicted model, not a curated record